AUGCCCAAGUCUAACAACGAGCUUCUAUUUGCAUCUUUAAACCAGGAUUACAGCUGCGUCUCUGUCGGGACUACAAAGGGAUACGCUAUAGCGAACUGCGAGCCUUUUGGCAGAAUCCACGGAAAGAACGAUGGCGCCACCUCUCUCGUUGAGAUGCUCUUCUGCACCUCGCUCAUCGCAAUCGUAGGCGGUUUGGACAGAAACUCUGACAGAAAGCUACAAAUUGUCAACACUAAGCGUCAAUCCAUUAUCUGCGACCUAUUUUACCCCACAAAGAUCCUUGGCGUCAAGCUGAAUCGCAAACGCCUAAUCGUAAUCCUCGAAAAGGAGAUAUACAUGUACGAUGUAUCUAACAUGAAACUCAUCUGGAACUCAGAAACUUGCCCAAACCCAGACGCUGUCGUUGCGCUGUCGUCUUCCUCUGACCCCUCUUAUCUCGUUUAUCCGUCACAGUCCCCUUCCACUCAAACCGCCUCUUCUGCUGCUCCUCCGCCACUGCCUAACGCUAAUUCUCACUCUAACAACGGCGACGUCAUUAUCUUCGACACACUCUCACAACAAGCCGUAAACUUGUUAUCUGCACACAAGUCUCCCGUCGCUUCCCUGGCUCUCAAUAGCUCCUCCUCAAUGCUUGCAACUGCUUCCGAUAAGGGCACCGUCAUUCGCGUCUUUAGUCUCCCAUCCGCCGAUAAGCUCUAUCAAUUCCGACGCGGUUCAUACCCAGCCAGAGUCUACUCUAUCGCUUUCAAUCAGGUCUCUACUCUGCUCGCUGUCAGCUCGGCUACUGAUACCAUACACAUAUUCAAGGUUGGAAGAAGUUUCGACGGUGCUUCCUCCAACAACGACGAUAUCACCUCUGAGACAAGCGACAGACUGGCGAACCAGGCUGGAAUGCUUGGUGGCUAUGAAGCUUUUGUUGAUGGCAAGAGGAGGUCUUCACUCGGAACGUCCAUAUCGCAAAAAGGUCUUAGCUUUGGAAAGGCUUUGACUAGUGGUGCUGGUUCCAUCUCUAAGCAUCUGCCUCGUGGAGUCACAGAAAUGUGGGAACCGUCUCGUGACUUUGCAUUCGCAAAGCUGCCAGAAAGGGGCGUAGAGACGCGCGUUGGUUUAUCCUCAACCCUUCCUCAACUAAUGGUAGUCUCUUCUCAAGGACUCUUCUACUCAUAUUCGAUAGAUCUCGAGAAUGGAGGUGAAUGUACGCUAAUUAAGCAGUACAAUCUCCUCGACAGUAUGGAGUGA
This is a messenger RNA of Wallemia ichthyophaga EXF-994, 1239 nucleotides long. Its product is annotated as Autophagy-related protein 18. Gene Ontology annotation, molecular function: phosphatidylinositol-3-phosphate binding; protein binding; phosphatidylinositol-3,5-bisphosphate binding. The record is from RefSeq and is a predicted model, not a curated record. Gene Ontology annotation, biological process: protein localization to phagophore assembly site; autophagy of mitochondrion; protein lipidation. NCBI's taxonomy places the organism in Eukaryota, Fungi, Basidiomycota, Wallemiomycetes, Wallemiales, Wallemiaceae. Gene Ontology annotation, cellular component: cytosol; phagophore assembly site membrane; fungal-type vacuole membrane. The coding region runs from base 1 to 1239 and encodes 412 amino acids. The transcript is spliced from 6 exons.